ACUUAUUAAUUAACUUGCUGCAGCAAGCUAGCUCGUCUCUGUCACCUUUUCUCCAAACCUCUUUCUUAGUUUACUUGAAGGGAUGAACAGCAACAGGGUCCUCGCUCUAAUUCCUACCGUUCUUAUCCUGCUUAUGACAACCUUUGUAAGGGCAGACCCGGGAUUUCGUUUAACUAUCACAAGCAAAGGACUGGACUAUGUUAUAGAGACUGGUAUACCGAUACUAGAGCAACAGUUGUCUAACAUUGACAUACCAGACAUUUCUGGAUCUGCUAGCAGCCCUAUUGGUACUAUUGACUAUGAAUUAAAAAAUAUAAAGCUCUCUAAUCUCAAGAUACCAACUUAUUCAAUGAAGCCUGGUACAAGUGGUCUCACAAUUGCCCUAUCAAGUGUAUCUGUCAGUGGAAAAGCUGAUUGGCACUAUAAGCAGAAAAGCUGGCCUGGUAUUAGUGACAGUGGGUCAGUUGAUAUUUCUGCUGAUGGUAUAGCCAUCACUAUCAGUGCUGUACUUGGUAGUGAUUCAAGUGGUCAUCCAACACUAAAGACUACCGGUUGCUCGUUUUCCAUUGGUGGACUUCAUGUCACUUUUCAUGGUGGAGCUAGCUGGCUUUAUAAUCUUUUCUCUGAUAAUAUCGCUGACUCUUUGAAAAGCAGUUUACAAGGACAACUCUGUUCUGCUGCUACUGAUGCCAUCAACAAAGAGGCUAAUCACGCACUAGAGACACUACCAAUUGUUGAAAAGGUUGAUGAUUACUCUGAAGUCAAUUACUCCCUCACCAAAGUUCCCGUUUUCACAUCAACAUACAUUGAAACUGAUCACAAAGGAGAAUUCUUCCUAAUAGCACACCCAUCUGAAGCCCCUUUCACUCCUAAUCCUCUUCCUCCGGUUAAUGCCAGUGAUAAGAUGAUCUAUGUGUGGAUUACAGAGUAUCUGGUCAAUACAGCUGGGUUUGUGUACCAGGAGAGUGGGAUACUAGCUUAUAACAUCACUGCAGAUCAGAUCCCAAGCUCAUUCCCAAUUUCAUUAAACACUAGUUCAUUCAAAUUCCUUGUUCCACAGCUCUUUAAUGCUUAUCCCAACAUGCUGAUGCAGUUAAAUAUAAUAUCAGUCAAGCCUCCAUUGGUCCAGAUAUCUCCGCAAAUGGUUAAUCUGACGUUAGUUGGUACAUUGGGAGUUAAUGUGGUCUAUCCUAAUAAGACGGAAGUCACUGCUUUUGUACUGGCAGUGACGGUCUAUGCUGAUGCUCAUGUGAGUAUACAUGCGGAUGGUACACAAGAAAUUGUCAGUGGAAAUUGUACACUGCUCAAGUUUGAUAUGAGCCUAGCAUCGACUUCCAUUGGUCAGUUCUCAUUAGCUCCUCUUCAGGUUACAGUCAAUGCUCUUAUUAAUGCAUUCGUAUUACCACAAGCAAACAAGUACACAAUGAGAGGGAUCACCAUUCCAAUGUUCGAUGGAGUAUCAUUUGUUAAUCCUCAACUGGAACUUGGAGAGGGAUACAUACUGGUUAAUUCUGAUAUUAAUUACAAGCCAAGUUACUGGUCUGAUUAUUAUUAUUAAGAAGCUGAACACUUUUUCUGGAUAGCUAAUGCUUCUUUUUAAUGACAUUUUUGUACUGUCUCCAUUGUUUUUAUUGUCUUGUAGAGAGCAUUGCAUAGAAGUAUCAUUAUUUUUUUAAAUACA
Molecule: messenger RNA, 1681 nt
Organism: Amphimedon queenslandica
Lineage: Eukaryota; Metazoa; Porifera; Demospongiae; Haplosclerida; Niphatidae
Product: bactericidal permeability-increasing protein-like
Exons: 14
Coding region: 83-1558 (491 amino acids)
Molecular function (GO): lipid binding
Source: RefSeq, a predicted model, not a curated record